UUCCUUAAAAAUUAUUCGUAUUACUUAUAUAAUAUCGAUAAAUUCCACUUUUUUUUUUAAAAAAAAAAAAGAUUUCAAAAGCAACUUCUUUUCUUCUUGGAAUCUUGAAUAAUAGAUUUAUAUUUAUUUUUACUUAUUACGGGUUCUUGAAAUUUGGUAUAUUUUGAAUUCAAAAUAAUAGUAGACCUUAGCAAAAAGCUUUUAAUCAUAUAAACGUGUCCUGCUCACAAAAGAAUACAUAUUGACAGAUCUGUCGAAUCUUUAAAGAUUUUCCAUCCAACAUAAAGUCUUUAGGGAUCCCAAGACAAUUAUAAAUAAGAACUAUUGUUCGCAAACAACUUAACAAUGCGAAAAACACCAACUGGAUCUCGUGGGCCACCAAAAAAUGACAAUACUCUUACCAAACCUAAACCUAAAGGAUCGUCACAAUUAGCUGGAUCAUCAUCAUCAUCCAAUACUUUAUCACCAAAAAAACCAUCACGAACUUCAAGAUCACCAUCGCCUUCAUCUACAACACCAAGAUCUGCGACAUCAUCUGUUAGAGAUGUUAUUGCUCAAGCAAGAUUAAAGAAAGCAAAUAAUAAAGCCGUUCAACAGGAAGAGCAAAACGAUGGAGGAUCGAGGAGCCUGAAUGUUAUUGUUAAACAAGCCAAAUCUUCUGGACGUCUCAAUAUAUCUCAUCGUUCAUUAAAAGAGAUCCCAGAAGAAGUAUGGAGAAUGUAUGAAAUUGAUCCAAAAAGUAUUACUGUUGAUUUCACUGGGAGUUCCUCAGAAGUUUGGUACGAGCAAGUAGAUCUGGUUCGUUUAGUUGCCGCUGAUAAUAUCCUCGAAAAGAUUGAUAAAAGGAUAAUUGAGUUUGGUGCAUUGACUUUAAUAGAUCUUCAUAAUAAUAAUUUAUCAGAUCUUCCUGAAGAAUUUGGUCAAUUACAAAAAUUAGGAAUACUUAAUUUAUCACAUAAUAAAUUUAGCAAACUUCCAGAUUGCUUAACAUCUCUUAAAUCCUUAGUGGAAUUACAGAUAUCAUCAAACAAUCUUUCAGGUGUAUUAGACCCAACUUUUGGUAACUUAUCUAAAUUGGAAACUCUAGAUAUUUCACAAAAUGGAAUUACUGGUUUACCAUUGGAAAUUUCAAAUUUAAAAAAUUUAAGAAAACUUAAUCUUUCAAAAAAUAAAUUAAAAGAAAUUCCUGGUGCAGCUUUAAAUGGAAUGACAUAUUUAGAAGAAUUAGAAAUUGGCGAAAAUCAGCUUGAAAUAGUUUUUAAAGAUUUGGAUGGUCAAACUGUUAAUCUAUCAUCUUUGACAAGAUUGAAUGUUCGUCAAAACAAAUUAAGAGCUUUAGAUGAAUCACAAGAUUCAACAAUUUUUCAUCCAUCAGUCAAAUUUCCAAAACUUAAAGAAUUACUUGUUUCACUAAACAGAAUUGAAUCUUUUGGUCCUUUAUUACAUACAACACCAAAUCUUGAAAUUUUAGAUAUGGGAGAUAACAAAUUUUCAGAAAUUCCUGAAGGAUUGGUUGCAUUAAAACAUCUUAAAAGAUUGGAUUUAGGUAAUAAUUCACUAAAACUUUUACCCGCUGAAUUGGGUUUAUUAUCUUUAGAUGUUUUGGUAUGGGAAGGGAAUCCUCUUAAAAAUGUCUCCAAAGGACUCAAGUCUACGGCUGCAUUAUUGAAAUCAUUAAAGGAUAAAGUUACUACAGUUGACCUUAAUAAUAUGGAAGGUCCUACAAUUCCUGAAUCAGGUCAACAUCCUGGACGAUUAGGAAAAACUUCAGGAGCUUUAGGAAAUAUUAGUCAACAAGGAGUAGCAUCUAAAUCUUUAGAUCUUUCAAAGAAAAGUUUAUCUGAUAUAUCUCAAGAGGAUUUGGUUGAACUUACAUUUGAACCCACAACAGUUUCAUUGUCAUUUAAUACAUUCCAAGCAAUUCCGGUUGGAUUUAAAAUAUAUCAAAAUACAAUUACAACUCUUCAAUUGGAUCAUAACAAAUUUACUUCUUUCCCAUCAUUCGAUGAUCCUUCCAUAGUUUUUUCAAAUAUUAAUACAUUGGAUUUAUCAGCGAAUCAACUUACUUCUUUACCUGGCGAAUCUGAUCAUACAGCAUUUCCAAAUUUACAAGUUCUUAAUGUUAAUAACAACCGUAUAGCUGAAUUACCAACAAAAUUACCUUUUCCCAAACUUCUAACAUUUCUCGCUGCCUCUAAUAGUUUAACUUCAAUUACUCCUUCAACUUUUGAAAAUAUGGAAGUUGUUGAUCUAUCAAAUAACAAUAUUGGACAUUUACCUCCAACGUUAGGGAAUGUUAGAAGUAUUAAAACUUUAUUGGUAGAAGGGAAUUCUUUUAGAGUGCCAAGAUAUACCAUUGUUCAACAAGGCACUUCUGCUGUAAUGGAAUAUUUACGUGAUAGAAUUCCCAAAUAAAUAUAGAACAAAUGAGAUAAUAUAUACAAUAUUAUGUUGAGUAAAUAGAUUUUUUUAUUAUGAUGUGUACAAUAACUUAACUAUAGAUAGACCCUUGUAAUGAUGCUAUUAUUCAUUGUACACUUUAUCACUUUAUUAUUUAUAUUAAUCUUC
Messenger RNA from Rhizophagus irregularis DAOM 181602=DAOM 197198, 2568 nucleotides. Lineage: Eukaryota; Fungi; Glomeromycota; Glomeromycetes; Glomerales; Glomeraceae. The record is from RefSeq and is a predicted model, not a curated record.